AUGUCGUGGGAAACUUAUGUUGAUGAUCACUUGAUGUGUGACAUUGAGGACCAUGAAGGUCACCGUCUCACUACGGCCGCCAUCGUCGUCCAUGACGGUUUUGUUUGGGCUCAGAGUGCCACUUUCCCUCAGUUCAAGCCAGAGGAGAUUAAUGGCAUUACAACAGAUUUCGACGAACCUGGUCAUCUCGCACCAACAGGCCUACAUCUUGGAGGAACAAAGUACAUGGUAAUUCAAGGAGAGGCUGGAGUUGUCAUCUGUGGAAAGAAGAUAAUUUAUCUGCUAAUAUCAAUUCCAUUCCCAUGCUUAAUGGGACAAACUUCAAGGAUUGGAAGGAGAACGUAUUGAUUGUUCUUGGUU
This is a messenger RNA of Olea europaea var. sylvestris, 360 nucleotides long. RefSeq names its product profilin-3-like. Gene Ontology annotation, cellular component: cell cortex. The record is from RefSeq and is a predicted model, not a curated record. The transcript is spliced from 4 exons. Lineage: Eukaryota; Viridiplantae; Streptophyta; Magnoliopsida; Lamiales; Oleaceae. Gene Ontology annotation, molecular function: actin monomer binding. The coding region runs from base 1 to 348 and encodes 115 amino acids.